Molecule: messenger RNA, 3424 nt
Organism: Gorilla gorilla gorilla (western lowland gorilla)
Lineage: Eukaryota; Metazoa; Chordata; Mammalia; Primates; Hominidae
Gene: GRIN3B
Product: glutamate ionotropic receptor NMDA type subunit 3B
Exons: 8
Coding region: 104-3424 (1106 amino acids)
Biological process (GO): monoatomic ion transport
Cellular component (GO): membrane
Molecular function (GO): signaling receptor activity; ligand-gated monoatomic ion channel activity
Source: RefSeq, a predicted model, not a curated record
CGGGCGGAGCGCGGAGGGCGCGUCGGAACCUGGCCGGGGCCCUCCACCCGCGCCGUGGUCCCGGUGGUUGCGCCCCGCGGCGAGCGGCGCCGACAACUUUGCGAUGGAGUUUGUGCGGGCGCUGUGGCUGGGCCUGGCGCUGGCGCUGGGGCCGGGGUCCGCGGGGGGCCACCCUCAGCCGUGCGGCGUCCUGGCGCGCCUCGGGGGCUCCGUGCGCCUGGGCGCCCUCCUGCCCCGCGCGCCUCUCGCCCGCGCCCGCGCCCGCGCCGCCCUGCCCCGGGCCGCCCUGGCGCCGCGGCUGCCGCACAACCUGAGCUUGGAGCUGGUGGUCGCCGCGCCCCCCGCCCGCGACCCCGCCUCGCUGACCCGCGGCCUGUGCCAGGCGCUGGUGCCUCCGGGCGUGGCGGCCCUGCUCGCCUUUCCCGAGGCUCGGCCCGAGCUGCUGCAGCUGCACUUCCUGGCGGCCGCCACCGAGACCCCCGUGCUCAGCCUGCUGCGGCGGGAGGCGCGCGCGCCCCUCGGAGCCCCGAACCCAUUCCACCUGCAGCUGCACUGGGUCAGCCCCCUGGAGACGCUGCUGGAUGUGCUGGUGGCGGUGCUGCAGGCGCACGCCUGGGAAGACGUCGGCCUGGCCCUGUGCCGCACCCAGGACCCCGGCGGCCUGGUGGCCCUCUGGACAAGCCGGGCUGGCCGGCCCCCACAGCUGGUCCUGGACCUAAGCCGGCAGGACACGGGAGAUGUGGGACUGCGGGCACGCCUGGCCCCGAUGGCGGCACCAGUGGGGGGUGAAGCACCGGUACCCGCGGCGGUCCUCCUCGGCUGUGACAUCGCCCGUGCCCGUCGGGUGCUGGAGGCCGUACCUCCCGGCCCCCACUGGCUGUUGGGGACACCACUGCCGCCCAAGGCCCUGCCCACCGCGGGGCUGCCACCAGGGCUGCUGGCGCUGGGCGAGGUGGCACGACCCCCGCUGGAGGCCACCAUCCAUGACACCAUGCAACUGGUGGCCCGGGCGCUGGGCAGUGCGGCCCAGGUGCAGCCGAAGCGAGCCCUCCUCCCCGCCCCGGUCAACUGCGGGGACCUGCAGCCGGCCGGGCCCGAGUCCCCGGGGCGCUUCUUGGCACGGUUCCUGGCCAACACGUCCUUCCGGGGCCGCACGGGCCCCGUGUGGGUGACAGGCAGCUCCCAGGUACACAUGUCUCGGCACUUUAAGGUGUGGAGCCUUCGCCGGGACCCACGGGGCGCCCCGGCCUGGGCCACGGUGGGCAGCUGGCGGGACGGCCAGCUGGACUUGGAACCGGGAGGUGCCUCUGCACGGCGCCCGCCCCCGCAGGGUGCCCAGGUCCGGCCCAAGCUGCGUGUGGUAACACUGUUGGAACACCCAUUUGUGUUUGCCCGUGAUCCGGACGAAGACGGGCAGUGCCCAGCAGGGCAGCUGUGCCUGGACCCCGGCACCAACGACUCGGCCACCCUGGACGCACUGUUCGCCGCGCUGGCCAACGGCUCAGUGCCCCGCGCCCUGCGCAAGUGCUGCUACGGCUACUGCAUUGACCUGCUGGAGCGGCUGGCGGAGGACACGCCCUUCGACUUCGAGCUGUACAUCGUGGGUGACGGCAAGUACGGCGCCCUGCGGGAUGGCCGCUGGACUGGCCUGGUCGGGGACCUGCUGGCCGGCCGGGCCCACAUGGCGGUCACCAGCUUCAGUAUCAACUCCGCCCGCUCACAGGUGGUGGACUUCACCAGCCCCUUCUUCUCCACCAGCCUGGGCAUCAUGGUGCGGGCACGGGACACGGCCUCACCCAUCGGUGCCUUUAUGUGGCCCCUGCACUGGUCCAUGUGGCUGGGCAUCUUUGCGGCCCUGCACCUCACCGCGCUCUUCCUCACCGUGUGCGAGUGGUGCAGCCCCUACGGCCUCACGCCGCGUGGCCACAACCGCAGCACCGUCUUCUCCUACUCCUCAGCCCUCAACCUGUGCUACGCCAUCCUCUUCGGACGCACCGUGUCCAGCAAGACGCCCAAGUGCCCCACGGGCCGCCUGCUCAUGAACCUCUGGGCCAUCUUCUGCCUGCUGGUGCUGUCCAGCUACACGGCCAACCUGGCUGCCGUCAUGGUCGGGGACAAGAGCUUCGAGGAGCUGUCGGGGAUCCACGACCCCAAGCUGCACCACCCGGCGCAGGGCUUCCGCUUCGGCACCGUGUGGGAGAGCAGCGCCGAGGCGUACAUCAAGAAGAGCUUCCCCGACAUGCACGCGCACAUGCGGCGCCACAGCGCGCCCACCACGCCCCACGGCGUCGCCAUGCUCACGAGCGACCCCCCCAAGCUCAACGCCUUCAUCAUGGACAAGUCGCUCCUGGACUACGAGGUCUCCAUCGACGCCGACUGCAAACUGCUGACCGUGGGAAAGCCCUUCGCCAUUGAGGGCUAUGGGAUCGGACUGCCCCAGAACUCGCCGCUCACCUCCAACCUGUCCGAGUUCAUCAGCCGCUACAAGUCCUCCGGCUUCAUUGACCUGCUCCACGACAAGUGGUACAAGAUGGUGCCUUGCGGCAAGCGGGUCUUUGCGGUUACAGAGACCCUGCAGAUGAGCAUCUACCACUUCUCGGGCCUCUUCGUGUUGCUGUGCCUGGGCCUGGGCAGCGCUCUGCUCAGCUCGCUGGGCGAGCACGCCUUCUUCCGCUUGGCGCUGCCGCGCAUCCGCAAGAGGAGCAGGCUGCAGUACUGGCUGCACACCAGCCAGGUGGGGACCGGGUGGGCGGCGGGCGGCCCCACCACCCCCGCCUCCUCGCCAACCGGGUCUGUCUGGGGUCUUAGAAAAUCCACCGCGCCCUCAACACGGAGCCACCAGAGGGGUCGAAGAAGGAGACGGCAGAGGCGGAGCCCACCGGCCCCGAGGUGGAGCAGCAGCAGCAGCAGGACCAGCCAACGGCUCCGGAGGGCUGGAAACGGGCGCGCCGGGCCGUUGACAAGGAGCGCCGCGUGCGCUUCCUGCUGGAGCCCGCCGUGGUCGUGGCACCCGAAGCAGACGCGGAGGCGGAGGCGGAGGCGGAGGCUGCGCCGCGAGAGGGCCCCGUCUGGCCGUGCUCCAACGGCCGCCCGCCCGCCGCAAGGCCCACGGGGGCCCCCCAGCCCGGGGAGCUGCAGGAGCUGGAUCGCCGCAUCGAAGUCGCGCGUGAGCGGCUCCGCCAGGCCCUGGUGCGGCGCGGCGAGCUCCUGGCACAGCUCGGGGACAGCACACGUCACCGGCCUCGGCGCUUGCUUCAGGCCAGAGCGGCCCCCGCGGAGGCCCCACCACACUCUGGCCGACCCGGGAGCCAGGAAUGAGGCGCCAGCCGGGCCGUUUGGGCUCAAGAACACACACAGCGCAGUGAGCCGCUGUCAACAGACAGUUUAUUCUAUAUACAAACACAAUUUUGUACACUGCAAUUAA